Messenger RNA from Echinops telfairi (small Madagascar hedgehog), 3971 nucleotides. RefSeq names its product USO1 vesicle transport factor (gene USO1). The transcript has 26 exons. NCBI's taxonomy places the organism in Eukaryota, Metazoa, Chordata, Mammalia, Afrosoricida, Tenrecidae. Gene Ontology annotation, biological process: intracellular protein transport; endoplasmic reticulum to Golgi vesicle-mediated transport; transcytosis. The coding region runs from base 1 to 3072 and encodes 1023 amino acids. The record is from RefSeq and is a predicted model, not a curated record. Gene Ontology annotation, molecular function: protein binding. Gene Ontology annotation, cellular component: Golgi stack; Golgi membrane; ER to Golgi transport vesicle membrane.
AUGGGUGACCUUCAUCAACUUGAUGCUGAGGAAGACAAGCCAGACACACAAGAAUGCAUACUGCUUGGCUCCAAGGGUACAAAGCUCAAAGGGAGGCAAAGCAAAUCUAUGCUUUUAGAAGCCAGAAGAGUGGUCAUCUUUGAUGGAGUGGGGCAUGAGGAAACUUCUGGAGUGCUGAUAAGGGUUGGUUUGGUGUUGAUCCAGGUGUUGGCUACAAGGAUUCAAAAGCUUUGUGACCGAGUAGCUUCAUCUACUUUGUUGGAUGAUCGGAGAAAUGCUGUCCGUGCUCUCAAGUCAUUGUCUAAGAAAUAUCGUUUGGAAGUGGGCAUCCAGGCUAUGGAACAUCUUAUCCAUGUUUUACAAACAGAUCGGUCAGAUUCUGAAAUAAUUGGUUAUGCUUUGGACACACUAUAUAAUGUAAUAGCUAAUGAUGAUGAAGAAGAAGUAGAUGAUGGUGAAGAAGAAAAUUCCACAAGACAGAGUGAUGAUUUGGGAAGUCAGUUUACAGAAAUUUUCAUUAAGCAGCAAGAAAAUGUCACUCUCCUGCUGUCUUUAUUGGAGGAGUUUGAUUUCCAUGUCCGCUGGCCUGGUGUAAAGCUUCUUACUUCUCUUUUAAAACAACUAGGACCUCAGGUGCAGCAAAUAAUUUUAGUCAGCCCCAUGGGUGUUUCAAGAUUGAUGGAUUUACUAGCAGAUUCCAGGGAAGUUAUACGUAAUGAUGGUGUGUUGCUACUUCAAGCACUAACAAGAAGCAACGGAGCAAUCCAGAAAAUUGUUGCUUUUGAAAAUGCUUUUGAGAGACUACUAGACAUUAUUACAGAGGAGGGGAACAGUGAUGGAGGUAUUGUAGUGGAAGAUUGUUUGAUCUUGCUUCAAAACCUGUUAAAAAAUAACAAUUCCAAUCAAAAUUUUUUUAAAGAAGGCUCCUAUAUUCAGCGUAUGAAACCUUGGUUUGAAGUUGGAGAUGAAAAUUCUGGCUGGUCUGCUCAAAAAGUGACUAAUUUGCAUCUAAUGCUACAGCUUGUUCGAGUACUGGUGUCUCCCAACAACCCUCCUGGUGCUACGAGCAGCUGCCAGAAGGCCAUGUUCCAGUGUGGGUUGUUGCAGCAGCUCUGCACGAUCCUAAUGGCUACUGGGGUUCCUGCUGAUAUUCUGACGGAGACCAUUAACACUGUAUCAGAAGUUAUUCGAGGUUCCCAAAUAAACCAGGACUACUUUGCUACUGUAAAUGCUCCUUCAAGUCCACCGAGACCAGCAAUUGUGGUACUUCUCAUGUCCAUGGUUAAUGAAAGGCAGCCAUUUGUAUUGCGCUGUGCAGUUCUCUACUGUUUCCAGUGUUUCUUAUAUAAAAAUCAAAAGGGACAAGCCGAAAUUGUGUCAACACUCCUGCCUUCCACCAUUGAUGCAACGGGCAUUUCCGUCUCAGCCGGGCAGUUGUUAUGUGGAGGUCUGUUUUCUACUGAUUCACUUUCAAACUGGUGUGCUGCUGUGGCCCUUGCCCAUGCUUUGCAAGAAAAUGCUACCCAGAAAGAACAGUUGCUCAGGGUUCAACUUGCUACCAGUAUGGGCAACCCUCCGGUUUCUCUGCUGCAACAAUGUACCAACAUCCUUUCACAGGGUGAUAAGAUCGACAGACGGGGAAGCAAGAUACAGACGAGAGUUGGCUUAUUAAUGUUGCUUUGUACUUGGUUAAGCAACUGUCCCAUUGCAGUAACACAUUUUCUUCACAAUUCAGCCAAUGUCCCAUUUCUUACAGGACAAAUUGCAGAAAAUCUUGGAGAGGAAGAGCAGUUAGUCCAGGGCUUAUGUGCCCUCUUAUUGGGCAUUUCCAUUUACUUCAACGAUAACUCGCUUGAGAACUACGUGAAAGAAAAACUGAAACAACUUAUAGAGAAGAGGAUUGGCAAAGAGAAUUUCAUAGAGAAACUAGGAUUCAUUAGCAAGCAUGAAUUGUAUUCCAGAGCAUCUCAGAAACCCCAGCCAAACUUCCCAAGUCCUGAAUGCAUGAUAUUUGAUCAUGAGUUUACGAAGCUAGUGAAAGAACUUGAAGGUGUUAUAACUAAGGCUAUUUAUAAGUCCAGUGAAGAAGAUCAAAAAGAAGAAGAGGUAAAGAAAACAUUGGAGCAGCAUGACAGUAUUGUGUCUCACUAUAAAAAUAUGAUUCGAGAGCAGGACCUGCAACUUGACGAAUUAAAGCAGCAGGUUUCUACGUUAAAAUGUCAAAAUGAACAGCUGCAGACAGCAGUCACACAACAAGUGUCUCAGAUUCAGCAACACAAGGAUCAAUAUAAUCUUCUCAAAGUACAGCUAGGAAAAGAGAGUCAGCAUCAGAGUUCUUACAGCGAUGGGACUCAGGUAAAUGGCAUUCAGCCAGAAGAGAUUGGUAGGUUACAAGAAGAGAUAGAAGAAUUAAAAAGUAAUCGGGAACUUUUACAAAGCCAACUGUCUGAAAAGGACUCUUUGAUUGAAAAUUUGAAAGCUUCCAAAACAUCUUCUGAGACAAAUGAACAAUAUUCAGCAAUCACUUCAGUUGGAGAUUCUGAGGAAGUUGCAGAAUUAAAACAGGAACUGGCAACAUUAAAGUCUCAGUUGAACUCACAAUCCGCGGAGAUCACCAGUCUACAGACAGAAAAGCAGGAGCUAUUGCAGAAAACAGAAGCAUAUGCCAGUCCAGUUCUCAUAUCAGAAGAGAGUGAAACAACAGCUGCGAAAACUACUGAUGUGGAAGGAAGGCUAUCAGCAUUAUUGCAAGAGACUAAAGAGUUAAAGCGUGAGGUCCAAGCCCUGUCUGCGGAAAAGGCUGCCAUCGAAGAGCAGCUGGCCUCGUCCAACUGCACCAUUGCCAUUCUGCACAACGAGAAGAAGAAGCUGGAGGGGGAGAUGAAGGACUCCAAAAAAGAGCAAGAUGAUCUCUUCAUGCUGCUGGCCGAUCAGGAUCAGAAAAUUCUAUUCUUGAAGAAGAAACUGAAGGAAGCGGGCCAUCCUGCGGAAGAAGAGGAUGAACUGGAAUCUGUAGGCCAACCUGAUGAUGAUGAAGAUGAGGAGGAUGUGGAACAGCAGGAUCAUAGCUAAUUAGAAUCCCUAGGAAUGGUAGAGAUUACAUGAUAACUUUGAAGACGGUGUUGUGGUCUACCUUUUCAGAAAAUAAAGAUUCAGAAAGCACGUGUGAAGCAUUCACUACUCAGAUUAUUAUUGUAUUUUUUAAAUGAUGCUACUCAUGAUAAAAGCCCGAGCCCCUGUAUAGAAGCCAUACCCUUUCUGUUAAUUUAUCUGAACAUUCCCCAAAUGUAAUUUGCAAAGAGUUCAAGACAUCAAAAGGACAUCAUUUUAAAGCAUAGUGGCAAUGCUGUUUGCCAUGAGUUAUCUACAUCAAUUCUCUAUUUUGUUUAUUAUUUUCACUUCUCAGAAUUUGUGGCUUUCAGUACUAACUUAUUUGAUUUAUUGAAUUGGAAUCAUUGUUUCUAAAUUCAGCGAGAAGUUCUUAGCUGAUGGUUUUCUUUUCGAGAAAUGGGUGUACCGCAAGGCAAGAGAGCAAGCGCUGGAGCUCACGUCUGCCAGCGGCCCUCCCUCCGCCGGUGCGCCUCCUGCAGUGAGUCCCGGCACAGGAGUAGGACGAGCGCCGUGACUCGCUGACGUGGCUGCACCGUGCGCCUCAGUGAAGAGCCAGGAGGGGAGAGGUGGUUUCUGAGAACUUUGGCAAUGGUAUAUUUGCAUGUGCCUGGUUUUCUUUUUAUUUUAAGCUGAGCAUUUAAAAGAAAUAUUUCUAGUUAACAGCUGAUGCAUCUCAGAUUUACGACAGCAUUGUUUAUCGAAAACAUAUUAUGUUCAUAAAAGACCCACACUAUGAUUUGUGUAAUUUAUUGGCAUUUUUGCUGAAUAAGUUUAAGUCAGAUAAUAGAUUUAUAAAAAGCAAAUGAAGCCAUGUGUCAAAAUUUAAUGUUUUGGUAAUAAAAAUAGCUAUGUUCACUUAA